CCGACCGCGUCCUGUCAGCGGCCGCACCGGGAUAGUCGUCGCUGCCGACCCGGGAGCCGUCGCGCUGACCAUGACGUCACAGCCGGCUUGGGGUCUCACGGCGGCGGCGGCUGCGAUCCAUCCCGUGAUUCCCCGCGGCGGCCCCGGCUCUGUUGAUACUAAUCAGUUGAUGCAUCUGAUUGAUGAAUUUGGAGACACGGCUUCAUCAUCUCUAUCGAUUUUCCUAUGAUUUAUUUCCCAGCCAACACAACACGGAGACAAAUCCAUAAGGGACGAGGUUUUUCUUGAGUAUCUGUGGAGGGAGAUGACUAAAUUGAACGUGGAACCCUGCUACAGUGGAUACCCUGGAGAGUCGCAGUGUCGAAGUGCUUCGAAGAUGUUCCAGAGCCUGGAAGCAGUGAGUUUCAAUGAUGUGCAUGUGAACUUCACUGAAGAAGAGUGGAAUUUGCUGGAUUCUUCCCAGAAAAAUCUCUACAAAGAUGUGAUGCUGGAGACCUACUGGAACCUCACUGAUAUUGGCUAUAAUUUGGAAGUCCAUCAUACUGAAGAACAACAUCAAACUUCUAGCCGUCAUGAAAGACAUAAAAGAACACAUACUGGAGAGAAGCCUCAUAAAUGUAAUCAAUGUGGUAAAGCCUUUUCAUGUCACAGUGGUCUCCAAAGACAUAAAACAACACAUACUGGAGAGAAACCUUAUGAAUGUGAUCAAUGUGGUAAAGCCUUUUCAUGUCACAGUAGUCUCCAAAGACAUAAAAGAACACAUACUGGAGAGAAACCUUAUGAAUGUAAUCAGUGUGGUAAAGCCUUUUCACAACACAGUAGUCUCCAAUAUCAUAAAAGAACACAUACUGGAGAGAAACCUUAUGAAUGUAAUCAAUGUGGUAAAGCCUUUUCACAACACAGUCAUCUUCAAAGUCAUAAAAGUAGACAUCUUGGAGAGAAGCCUCAUGAAUGUAAUCAAUGUGGUAAAGCCUUUUCACAUCACAUUAGUCUCCAAUAUCAUAAAAGAACACAUACUGGAGAGAAACCUUAUGAUUGUAAUCAAUGUGGUAAAGCCUUUUCAUAUCACCGUCAUCUCCAAUAUCAUAAAAGAACACAUACUGGAGAGAAACCUUAUGAAUGUAAUCAAUGUGGUAAAGCCUUUUCACAACACAGUAGUCUCCAAUAUCAUAAAAGAACACAUACUGGAGAGAAACCUUAUGAAUGUAAUCAAUGUGGUAAAGCCUUUUCACGUCACAGUAAUCUCCGAAGUCAUAAAAGAACACAUACUGGAGAGAAGCCUCAUGAAUGUAAUCAAUGUGGUAAAGCCUUUUCACGUCACAGUAGUCUCCAAUAUCAUAAAAGAACACAUACUGGAGAGAGACCUUAUGAAUGUAAUCAAUGUGGUAAAGCCUUUUCACAACACAGUCAUCUCCAAAGACAUAAAAGAACACAUACUGGAUAG
This is a messenger RNA of Arvicanthis niloticus (Nile rat), 1444 nucleotides long. Lineage: Eukaryota; Metazoa; Chordata; Mammalia; Rodentia; Muridae. The record is from RefSeq and is a predicted model, not a curated record.